AUGUCGAAGUUCUGGCCCAAGGGAGGUCUUCCCGGUAUUCUGCACCACUACACCGAAACUCUUGUCGCGUUCGAAUAUGCCUCCUCCACUGUCCGCCAGCCUAACAGUCUCCUCUUCGUCGGAGGUCUCGGCGACGGCCUCGCGACAACAUCCUACAUGGCCGAUCUCGCGCGCGCACUACAGAACUCCGAAUGGUCCCUCUUCACCUUGAACCUCACAUCCUCAUACCAAUCAUGGGGUCUUGGACAUCUGGAUCGCGACACAAACGAGAUUGCCCAGUGUUUGGAAUACAUUAAGAGCUACAAGGCCGACAAGUUCGGUGGUGGAAAGCUUGCUAUGAUGGGCCAUUCCACAGGUAGUCAGUGUGUGCUGCACUACCUCUCCCAGUCGAACCCCCACACCGACAUUCCCGCUUUCGAUUCUGGUAUCGAGCACAUUGAGCGACCUGCUCUUGAUGGCGCAAUCAUGCAAGCUCCUGUCUCUGAUCGGGAGGCCAUCUUCUGGGUGCUGAAGUGGGGUAUUGGUGACACAACGCCUGAGAAGGCCCGGGCUACAUAUGAUGAGAUGGAGAGGCUGGCUAGGGAAGCUGUUGCUGAAGGCAAGCCCCAUGAUACUAUACUGCCUCUCUCUUUGACUUCUAUGAUCUACCCCGCCAACACCCCCAUUAGCUGUCGCAGAUUCUUGAGCUUGGUCAGCCCUGAAAGUCCCCAAGCUCCCCAGGAGGAUGACUUGUUCAGUUCUGACCUGAGUGAUGAGCACUUCGGUACCACUUUUGGUAAAAUCCAGCAGCAUGGACUGCUAAAGCAUAAGUUGAUGGUCCUGAUCUCUGGGAAGGAUCAGUCCAUCCCUGAUUGGGUGGACAAGGAGAAGAUGCUGGCCAGGUGGAAGAAUGCCACCAACCAUGGAGGCAAAUAUGAGAUCUGGGAUGAUAAGCACACUGGUGUCAUUCCUAAUGCGUCCCACGCUCUGAGUAAUGAUGAUCAGGCUGAGGCUAGAGAGUGGCUUGUGGAGAGAGUGUUGGGCUAUCUGAAAACAGCUGCAGACAAGCCAUAG
Penicillium salamii is the source of this 1053-nucleotide messenger RNA. NCBI's taxonomy places the organism in Eukaryota, Fungi, Ascomycota, Eurotiomycetes, Eurotiales, Aspergillaceae. The record is from the annotation of a GenBank genome assembly.